Molecule: messenger RNA, 666 nt
Organism: Menidia menidia (Atlantic silverside)
Lineage: Eukaryota; Metazoa; Chordata; Actinopteri; Atheriniformes; Atherinopsidae
Source: the annotation of a GenBank genome assembly
AUGAGGAAUCUUCCUUUUCCCCUCGCGCUCAUAUGCCUGGUUUCCAUCAGGGGUCAUUGUCCACUGCCCACAACAUCCGGCCUCGCAUGGAUGUAUCCCGACGGCCACGAGCUUUUCUCGGAUGACGAUUAUGACUAUGAGAAAGCAGUCACUACUUCCACGGGCAGCUCGCAGCGCUGCGACUACCACCCCUGUCGGGAGAGUCAGACACCCUGUGCAGACCUGGCCGAGAUCUCUCACUGCUUGUGUCCGGGGUUCACCUUACACAACGAGGCUCCGCGGGCCCCCGACCUCAAAUCCGUGUCCUGGAACGGGUCAGACGUCGUGGCCAAGUGGUGCGAACCACACUCUUACGUCUCGUUCUACAUAGUGACCGUGGGAGGGGAGGACAGGCAGACCUUCACCAGGGAUCAGAGGAAUGGCGGAGUUGGCGAGAUAGACCACAUCUCCCAAGUUUGUGUGGUCGCCGUGAACGACGCGGGAAAAAGUGACCCGUCGUGUUUGAUGUACAAGCCGGCGGAUAAACGGCCUCUGACGGCGGGGCUCAUCGGGGGGGCCCUGGGCUUCCUGCUGCUCCUCGUACUGGCCCUCACAGUCUGGAGAUGCAGGAGGCAAAGGAAGCAGGACUCCGGCAUCUCUAUGAAGAACAGAACAGAGACAGAGUGA